This is a messenger RNA of Neltuma alba, 2553 nucleotides long. Its product is annotated as small RNA degrading nuclease 5. The record is from RefSeq and is a predicted model, not a curated record. Lineage: Eukaryota; Viridiplantae; Streptophyta; Magnoliopsida; Fabales; Fabaceae. The coding region runs from base 472 to 2181 and encodes 569 amino acids. Gene Ontology annotation, cellular component: nucleus. The transcript has 14 exons. Gene Ontology annotation, molecular function: exonuclease activity; nucleic acid binding.
UCAGUUUGUUCUGUGCUCUAGACUGCACAAGCGUCCUCCACUUCCCUUGUUCUCACUCUCUGCCUCUACGUCGCAGCAACCACGAUUGUCUCCGACGCUGUUUGUUCCUUCCAUUCUGGUAAUUUCUCCUGUUCACAACGCACUGUACGCCAGAACCCAAGUGUCAAGUGCUAACCCUCUUUGACCCCCCCUUCCGGGUCGGAUAUAUCAGGUUUAAGCCCAUUCGAGUUGAGCCCAAGUGAUUAAAACUUUCAUGCCCUUUUCUCGACCGAUUGCUCUUAAACCCUAACUGAUUCAACGGAUUCGAACUUGGUUCCUAACCUUUCAUUAUUGGUCAAGAACCUCAAAUCGUUUUUAAUACCAGCUUUUGCUCUAUAAAGGAAAACGGGUUACGAAGAAACUGCUUUUCUUUUCGAAAUUUUGAAGCGGUAUAUAAUACAUAUUAACCAACAUCUCUCACUGUGAGAGAGAAUGUCUCGUAAGAAUGAGGGCGUGCCUGGCGACGAAGAUGAUUCCACUAUUGAUAAGAAAUGCAGCACUUACUUUGAUGUCUAUGGCCCCCAAGGCAGGGCCGAUGUUAUUUUUAAAUCACCUGAAGCUAAUUCGACUUUGAAUCUUCAGGACAUUCAAGGUCUGGUAACUUGGGUUCUUGCCGAAGGAUUUAUGCCGUCAUGGGUUUUCAUUAAGAACAAACCUCUUAUUCAAAAAGUGGUGAUGCUCUAUACUCCAGGUCUGGAUGCGGCUUUGUACCUGUCACAAUCUAAAAUGCUCCCCUUUUUAAAAAAAGUCUGUGGCAAUCCGAGGGCAGUCUUAGCUCUUAGCUGUGUUUCAGAUGGAAUGCAGACAAUAGAUGCUCUCCUAACGUGCAAGCUGAAAAGAAAGAGGGAUGAAAGCAGCUCAGUUAUGGAGAAACCGACCCUGAUAUCUCCACAAGAAAAGGGCAGUGGUGGUACGGAUAAUAGAUCAUUUACGGAGCUUACAAAAGGCAUUCCUUUCCCUGUUACGUAUUAUACACUUACAGAGAAGGAAUUAGAAGACAAUGGAUAUUUAUUUAAACAACCAGGAUUUCUUUUGACUUUGCCUGCUCCUUCGGGAUCUUCUCCCUUUGAAAUGCUGGCGCUUGAUUGUGAAAUGUGCAUCACAAGUGAGGGUUUUGAACUUACAAGAAUUACUCUAGUGGAUUUUAAAGGACAGGUCGUGCUUGAUAAAUUGGUUAAACCAUCAAAUGCUAUCAUUGAUUACAAUACCAGGUUUAGUGGUAUAACACCUGAGAUGUUAAAUGGGGUCACCACAAAUCUGAAAGACAUUCAGGAUGAAUUUCUAAAGCUGGUUUACCAAGAGACUAUUCUGGUUGGGCAUUCUUUAGAAAAUGAUUUGUUAGCUCUGAAGAUCUCUCAUGAUUUGGUAAUUGACACAGCAGUAUUAUAUAAACACCGCCGAGGCGCAUCUCAUAAAACUGCUCUGCGGAUUCUUGCCAAGAAAUUUCUCUCUCAGGAAAUACAGCAAUCAGGGAAUGGACAUGACAGCGCUGAAGAUGCUAGAGCUGCAAUGGAAUUGGCACUAUUGAAGAUCAGACAUGGACCUGACUUUGGUUCUCCCCCAUCCUUCAUGCGGAAGAAGCUCUCUUCUCUUUUGAGCGAGUCUAACAAAACUUCCUCUUUGAUUGAUGAUAUAUCUAUAGUAAAACGAUAUGCAUCUGAGUCCUCCAAUGCAAUUCCUGUGACUUCUGAUGAUGAGGCACUUGUAAGGAUCACCAAGGAGGUGAAAAAUGAUAAGGUACAUUUUGUCUGGACACAAUUUUCGGAAUUACAUUCAUACUUGAAGAAGCAAGCUGAUGAUUCGGAGAUCUUGAAUAAAAGACUUGCAGAGAUGAUGUCAUUGCUUACUUGUAAGAAGAAUUCUGCCAAAGGUAAAGACAUCAAGCUGAGGGCAACUACUGAAUUGAAGGAAAUUCUAGGUCGUAUGGAUGCUAGAAUUGAAACUCUGUACAAGUCAUUACCGUCUAAUGCUAUGUUGAUAAUUUGCACCGGUCAUGGAGACACAGCAAUUGUGCAAAGACUUAGGAGAAUGCUUGCGGAGCAGAGCGAAUCCACUAUAUGUCGUGAGGAGAUUGUGGAAAUCCUAGAAGAGGUUCAGGCUCGAGCUGAGGUUGCCUUGUGUUUUUUAGGUGUGAAGCAUUGAUUAUAACACAGCUGAAUUAUUCAUGAGACCUUUUGGUGAGCGUCCAAAAUAGAUUAGUAAAGGUUGUGACUGUAAAUAUUGAUCAUUUAUUCAGAUAAAAAGGUAAUAUUGAUAAUUUUGUUGCUUGCCGGGCCCUUUUUUGUCUCCUAUUGCGGGAAGGAGAAAGGUCAUCAAAUGAUACUCUGAUUUCUCCCGGCGGUUUUUUUCUACUCUUACACUGGGCAAAAAGUAACACUCUAAUCUUGGUUUAGCUUCAAAAUUAGAAUGUUAUGGGGGCCUUGUGUUUGUUUUAUAUGACCUUUUUCGUUUUGAGGGGGGAAAGCUUGUUUACGGGUUCUGGUCAAACAAUGGCUUAUUAAUUUGUUUCCCAAU